CUUCACUUAAAAGUCCCCGUCACUGUCAAGUGUCAAUUAAGAAUGAUGAUCGUCGUUGUCACGGACACUUUCCAUCUCUUGGGAGAAAAUAAACGUGGUCUCCAUCCUCUGCCUCCUCCUGGACCAAUAUUCCCCGUCUAAUCCUCCUUUACGGUGCCUAUUUACGGUCCCAUCCACUCGUCGAUCAAACAGCCAGCCACCAUGUGUCCCCAUCCCACCUACCAAACCUCACCACACUCCUCUAGAACCCAAACGGAGCUACUCCCCCUGCUGAAAUCCCACCUCCCUCACUCGCUGCCCCUGCUCCGUCGCAUCCAACACGAGAUCGCCCAUCCCUCCCCCACCGCCGCCAUCCUAACCACAUUCCCGGGCCCAGCAUCACUAGUAGUUCCAGAACUAGCUCCUGUUCCAGGUCCCCGGGUCCCCGACCAUGACGUCUCCCCCUGGCUAAUAGCCUACGUCGAUCUGUCGGCGGGCCGCGAGACCCAAAUCGUGCUAUAUUCGAAUCUGGAGCGCGCCUCAUUCCAUACCAACACCAACACCAACACCAAAAAUUCCCCAGCCAACUCCACACCCAUACCCAUUCCCAUAUCCACCCUCUCCCAAUCCACAUCCCCAUCCAAGGAUCUCCUCCUCCCACUCCGCACCCAAUUCCUCUCCCUCCUAAAAUACAUCAAAACCCACCUCCUCCCACCCUACCUCUCCACCAUACCCUCUCCCCCCGCAAAAGAUGACCACCAACUGGCUCCCCCUCCCCCGACGGCAUUCCUAAUCGGGAAUCUGCACACGGGAAUAUUCUCCUCCCUCCUUAACCCCGGAACCAACUAUCCCGACGCAGACCUACAAACCGGGUUCGUGGACGGCGUCAAGGUCCAUCGAUAUGAUCGUGCCCCGUACGUCAAGUACAUAAUUCCCCGGGAGAGGAUAUCUGCAAAGGGUACCGGCGAGGAGAUGAACGGCUUCCACUUCGGAACCGGAAAUGUAAAGCGCAGCGAUCUAGGUCUAGUGCGGGCUAGAACAGUGAUACCUAGAUCGGAAGAGACGUUGGCAAAGUUGAGGAGUUGUGCUGUUUAUCGCAACCUCCCCCUCAAUCCUGAUGAGGAAGACAAGCCAGUCGCAUGGGCCUUCCUAGGCACUGAUGGAAGUCUAGCCACGUUACAUGUAGAAGAGGAAGUGAGGGGGUUGGGGCUGGCGGGGUUCGUGGGGAGAGAGGUCAUGAGGAGGGGAUUGAAGGACGAAGAUGAAGAUGAAGGCUGGGUACAUGCUAAUGUGGCGAUGGAGAAUCGGGCGAGUCGGAGAGUCAUGGAGAAGUUGGGGGGUGAGGUGGGGUGGACGGUUACUUGGACGGUUUUGGAGGUUUGA
Molecule: messenger RNA, 1362 nt
Organism: Aspergillus sclerotioniger CBS 115572
Lineage: Eukaryota; Fungi; Ascomycota; Eurotiomycetes; Eurotiales; Aspergillaceae
Exons: 2
Coding region: 202-1362 (386 amino acids)
Molecular function (GO): acyltransferase activity, transferring groups other than amino-acyl groups
Source: RefSeq, a predicted model, not a curated record